Messenger RNA from Cannabis sativa, 1644 nucleotides. RefSeq names its product probable small nuclear ribonucleoprotein F. The record is from RefSeq and is a predicted model, not a curated record. Gene Ontology annotation, molecular function: RNA binding. The transcript has 5 exons. Gene Ontology annotation, cellular component: catalytic step 2 spliceosome; U1 snRNP. NCBI's taxonomy places the organism in Eukaryota, Viridiplantae, Streptophyta, Magnoliopsida, Rosales, Cannabaceae. Gene Ontology annotation, biological process: mRNA splicing, via spliceosome; spliceosomal snRNP assembly. Bases 174 to 437 code for a protein of 87 amino acids.
CAAACUUAGGGUCUUUUCUAAUUUCUCAAUAAAGACAUCUACACAAAAGUCAAAACCCUAGUCUUUCAGUCAUACAUAUAUCUUAGGGUUUUCUGCACGAGACUCCUAGAGCUUCGAGAGUCGAAACCCCAGCUCGCUCACUCAAUCAUCAUCAGUCUUGUAGCUUGGUAAACAUGAGCAUACCAGUUAACCCAAAACCUUUCUUGAACAAUUUGACCGGAAAGACAGUUUUUGUGAAGCUAAAAUGGGGAAUGGAGUACAAAGGUUUUCUGGUCUCUGUGGAUUCGUACAUGAAUUUGCAGUUGGCCAAUACUGAAGAGUAUAUUGAUGGACAAUUCACUGGAAAUCUUGGUGAAAUUUUGAUCCGAUGUAACAAUGUUCUUUAUCUUCGUGGAGUACCCGAGGAUGAAGAAAUUGAAGAUGCUGAGCGAGAAUGAAUAGCAGCUCGGUCAGCUUUGUGGUUUAUGUCGAAGGUCAGUUCUUAACUUUUUCUUUUAGUGGCUGCUUAGACAUCAUAACAAAAUUGAAUCUGUAGACUAAUGAGGCAUGUUUCAAUUUAAUAAAAUGUUGUGGUUUAGUCCCUUUCUAAAUGACUUCUAAGAGUUUGUAUUAAUUGUAUUCAAGUAUAAAUAGGCAAUUUACCAUAACUAAAAAGAAGCUAAUCGUUCUAAUGUGUGCUUUUAUAUAGUGAAUGAUCGAUAUCAGGUAUCUUGUCUUUUAUCAAAAUACAGAUUUUGUAUUUUUGCGCUAUUUAUAAUGCUUAUAUGGUAUUUUGUAUUUUUAAAAGCAUAUAUAUAUAUAUUUGUUAGUCGGAACUCGAAUUUAAAUAAUAAAACAUGUUUAAUAAUAUGAGUUUUAAAUUCAAAUUUAGUUAUUUAAUUACAUAUGAUUAGUUUGAUCAAAUUAACCAAAUUUGAGUUUAGUUUACCAAAAUAUGUCCAAUUUCAUAUAAGUACCAAGACCAAAUAAGAUUAUUUGAAGUACAGUGUACUAAUUUUGUUUUCUUCCAUGAAACACAGGGUACGCUUAUAAAAGACAGUAGUACUAAUUAAGUAUAGUAUAACCCCUUAUUGAGUGUAAAACAUACAAAUUCAUAGACACUGUCAUAUGAGGCAAAUUCGUCGAAAGCGGCUAAUGCACUAGUCGUAAUCAAAGAUGACCCAACACUCUUUCUAGACACUUAAAUUCACACCCCACGAUAUAAUGAUAAUUAAAAGCAAUGCACAAGAUUAAGUACCGGAGGUCAUAUAUCUACUAUCACUUUUCUACCGCCAUUCUUCCUAUCAUAGCCUUUUUAACAUGUCAUUUCCUAGGCUUCUAAGAAAAACCUACUUUUGUAUGAGUAUGAUAAAUCAGUGAGAUUUGAGAUAUUAUGAAGGAUAUCAAGAAUUUUGAAGUCAAAAACUUCAAAAUCCCUGAAGAAACAAAGCCUAAUUCUUUUAUUUAAUUAUUGCAGGGAUAAAGAUGAGCAUGGUAACGAGGGAGAGAGAGAGAGAGGGGUUUUGUAUAUCAACACUUGGUAGUAAGACGAUGAUCCAUAUAAUUUGGUCAUGGUAUUUUGUUACUUUUGUGCUCUGUGAAGAGUUUUGUGGCUGGAUUUAGGUGUUUUACCAGAUCAAGUUAAUGUAGAUGGAGAUUAUUGAA